Molecule: messenger RNA, 7009 nt
Organism: Prinia subflava (tawny-flanked prinia)
Lineage: Eukaryota; Metazoa; Chordata; Aves; Passeriformes; Cisticolidae
Gene: DGKI
Product: diacylglycerol kinase iota
Exons: 33
Coding region: 454-3618 (1054 amino acids)
Biological process (GO): intracellular signal transduction; diacylglycerol metabolic process; lipid phosphorylation
Cellular component (GO): nucleus
Molecular function (GO): ATP-dependent diacylglycerol kinase activity; protein binding
Source: RefSeq, a predicted model, not a curated record
GUGGGAGCACAGGGCUGGGCUGGCUGCCCCGGGGGUACCGGGCUGGGAGCCCCGGGGCACCGGGCUGGCUGCCCCGGGGGUACCGGGCUGGGAGCCCCGGGGCACCGGACUGGCUGCCCCGGGGGUACCGGGCUGGCUGCCCCGGGGCACCGGACUGGCUGCCCCGGGGGUACCGGGCUGGCUGCCCCGGGGGUACCGGGCUGGCUGCCCCGGGCAGCGGGCUGGGAGCCCCGGGCAGCGGGCUGGGAGCCCCGGGGGUACCGGGCUGGCUGCCCCGGGGGUACCGGGCUGGCUGCCCCGGGGGUACCGGGCUGGCUGCCCCGGGCAGCGGACUGGGAGCCCCGGGGUACCGGGCUGGCUGCGGGCGCGGGGGCGCGGCGGGGGCGGGCGCUGCCAUUGGCGGGCGGCGGGCGGGGCGUGGCCGCGGGCGUGGCCGCGCAGGAGUUUCCCACAAUGCCCCGCUGCAGUGCGGCCGCCGAUGGAUGCUGCGCGGUCGCGCUGCCAUUUGCAGCCGCCGCGGCUCGCAGCGCGCCCCGCGGCCCCGGGAGCUGCGGUCCCCCGGCCGCCGCCGCCCCCCAGCGCCUGCAGCCGCCGGCCGGCCCUCCCCUGCCCCCGCCUCCUCCUCCUUGUCGGCCCCGCUGCCCCGCCGCAAUGAACCCCCCCGCCGCGGCCGGCGGGGAGGAGACGGGGGCGGCGGGCGGCGGCGGCGGCUGCCGGGGGGCCGAGGGUGGCGGGGAGGCGGCGGGCGCCGCCGGGAUCCCGGAGGAGCAGGAGCUGUCGGCGGCGGACGAGUCGCUGGAGGAGAAGCUGCGGAGCCUCACCUUCAGGAAGCAGGUGUCCUACAGGAAAGCAAUCUCCAGGUCAGGCCUCCAGCACUUGGCUCCCGUGCAUUCCCUCAACAUUCCAGUCACCAAUGGACCUGUGAAGGAACCAAGAGCGGCCUUAGAGUGGACUGAAAAUGCUGUGAAUGGAGAGCAUCUGUGGCUUGAGACAAAUGUUUCAGGGGACCUCUGCUACCUGGGGGAGGAAAGCUGCCAAGUCAAAUUCUCAAAGUCUGCCCUGCGGAGGAAGUGUGCUGCCUGCAAGAUCGUGGUGCACAACGCGUGCAUGGAGCAGCUAGAGAAGAUUAAUUUUCGCUGCAAACCGACUUUCCGAGAAGGAGGCUCCAGAUCUCCAAGAGAAAACUUUGUGCGGCAUCACUGGGUGCACCGGCGGAGGCAGGAGGGCAAAUGUAAGCAGUGUGGAAAGGGCUUUCAGCAGAAAUUCUCCUUCCAUAGUAAAGAGAUUGUGGCCAUCAGUUGCUCCUGGUGCAAGCUGGCGUUUCAUAACAAAGUCACCUGUUUCAUGCUACAUCACAUUGAGGAGCCAUGUUCCCUGGGGGCUCAUGCUGCUGUCAUAGUGCCUCCCACCUGGAUCAUUAAGGUGAAGAAACCUCAGAACUCCUUAAAGACUUCAACAAGGCGAAAGAAGAGAACGUCCUUUAAAAGAAAAGCCAGCAAAAGAGGAAAUGAGGAUAACAAAGGCCGGCCUUUUGUGAUAAAGCCUAUCUCCUCUCCACUCAUGAAGCCACUGCUGGUCUUUGUCAAUCCAAAAAGUGGAGGGAAUCAGGGCACCAAGGUUCUCCAGAUGUUUAUGUGGUAUUUGAAUCCACGGCAGGUCUUUGAUCUCUCUCAGGAUGGACCGAGAGAUGCGCUGGAGCUGUACAGAAAAGUGCCAAACCUGAGGAUCCUGGCAUGUGGUGGGGAUGGGACGGUGGGCUGGAUCCUGUCCAUCCUUGAUGAGCUGCAGCUCAGCCCCCCACCUCCUGUGGCUGUCCUUCCACUUGGCACUGGGAAUGACCUUGCCCGCACCCUCAACUGGGGUGGGGGUUACACAGAUGAGCCGGUGUCUAAGAUCCUGUGCCAUGUAGAAGAUGGGACCAUUGUCCAGCUGGACCGCUGGAAUCUUCAGGUUGAGCGCAACCCUGAUUUGCCCCAGGAUGAGCUGGAGGAUGGGGCACGUAAGCUUCCCCUCAAUGUCUUCAAUAAUUACUUCAGUCUUGGAUUUGAUGCACAUGUUACGCUGGAGUUCCAUGAAUCCAGAGAAGCAAAUCCAGAGAAAUUCAACAGCCGAUUUAGAAAUAAAAUGUUUUAUGCAGGGGCAGCCUUUACAGACUUUCUGCAAAGAAGCUCAAGAGAUUUAUCCAAGCAUGUUAAAGUAGUGUGUGAUGGUACAGACCUGACUCCAAAGAUCCAGGAGCUGAAGUUCCAGUGUAUAGUGUUUUUAAACAUACCCAGGUAUUGUGCUGGCACAAUGCCCUGGGGGAACCCUGGCGACCACAGAGACUUUGAGCCCCAGCGCCACGACGAUGGCUACAUCGAGGUGAUCGGCUUCACCAUGGCCUCGCUGGCUGCUCUCCAGGUGGGUGGUCACGGGGAGAGGUUGCACCAGUGCCGGGAGGUGACGCUCCUGACGUACAAGUCUAUCCCCAUGCAAGUGGACGGUGAGCCUUGCCGGCUGGCGCCCUCCCUCAUCCGGAUCUCCCUGAGGAACCAAGCCAACAUGGUGCAGAAAAGCAAGAGGAGAACCUCGAUGCCUUUGCUGAAUGAUCCUCAUUCCAUCCCCGAUCGCCUGCGGAUCAGAGUGAACAGGAUUAAUUUACAAGAAUACGAGGGGCUACAUUACGACAAGGAAAAGCUCCGGGAAGCUUCCAUUCCCCUAGGAAUCAUAGUUGUACGAGGAGAUUGUGACUUGGAGACUUGUCGUAUGUACAUCGACCGUCUACAAGAGGACCUACAGUCAGUAACAUCUACUACACAGAGAGUUCAUUACCAGGACCAGGAAAGCUCUUUCCCCAGAGUACUUUCUGUUCAGAGGCUCUCUCCUAGAUGGUGCUUCCUAGAUGCAACUUCUGCUGAUCGUUUUUACCGCAUUGACAGAUCUCAGGAACAUUUGCACUUUGUGACAGAAAUUUCGCAGGACGAGAUUUUUAUUCUGGACCCAGAGAUGGUAAUGUCUCAGCAGGUGGGGACGCCACCAGGAAUGCCUGAUCUGGUAGUGGAGCAGGCAACUGGAAUAUCGGAUCGGUGGAACCCUGCGGCUCGGAAGAGGAUGCUGAGCGACAGCGGCCUUGGGAAGAUUUCUCCCCACUACGAGGUACCUGACAAACAAAAGGACGCCAGCCAGACACAUAUGCUGCAGUCACCGGUUUCUUCAGAAGAUCAAGCACUUUUACAGGCAGUCAUAUCUGGUGAUCUGCUGAAGUUCAUAGAAUGUUGUAAAAAAGGAGCCAAUUUGUUAAUCCAAGGACCUGAUCACUGCUCCUUGUUGCACCAUGCUGCCAUGAGUGGGAACGGCGAGAUUGUGAAAUACAUCCUGGAGCAUGGUCCAUCUGAAUUACUGGACAUGACAGACAGUGAAACGGGUGAGACAGCAUUACAUAAGGCAGCCUGCCAGCGCCACCGUGCCGUCUGCCAGCUCCUGGUGGAUGCAGGAGCCUCUCUGAGAAAGACAGACUCCAAGGGUAAGACCCCCCGGGACAGGGCUCAGCAGGCUGGCGAUCCGGAUCUGGCCUCCUACCUGGAGAGUCGACAGAACUAUCAAAUGGUUUCCCACGAGGACCUAGAGACAGCAGUCUGAUGUCUGAGAAUAUCCAAGAGGAUCCCUGGAAAUCUCAAGACUGCACCUGAGGCACUCAGGCAUCGUGUGAGGAAGAAACUGAUGGAAUCCACGUGUCUCUCACUCUCGAGGAAAAAUACCUGAGGACAUGCCACCAGUUUCUAAGGGCUACUGAGUCUUGCUGCGGAACGGUUAUGUUCAUAAGUUAGCCCAUGAUGGAUGAGGUGGGACGCUCAAAGGUCUGUGGAAUCCAUAGGCCACAAAAAUUUACCUUUAUUGCUUCCAGCAAGUAGCAUGAACUUCUCCCAUGUUCAUCUGUACAAUUUAUUAAAAAAAAAAAAAAAAAGGAAAGAGUAAAGAGGGUGUGGGGGAAAAAAAAUCCAAACUAACAUUUAGUACAUUAAGCCACACAACUAGGCUCUCCUCCAUCCUUACAGUUUCCUGCAUUGCUUUUAUUCCCCUGUUACGGUCACUUCUCAUCAGUUAAAUAUUACCUGUUAUCUCUGUGUUGUCUUCAUAAAUGGUCAGGCAGUAGCAAAAUAUUUGAGGAGCUCUGGAUGCCCUUAAGAAAUAUCCAGUGGUUUUUAUCAGCUACAUUCCCUCCCUUGCCAUCCUCUCAGAAGAUGUGUUGUCAGUACUCAGCCACCACGGAGUUUCCUUGCUUUUGGAGAGGAUGCUGCUUUUACUGCCUUGUUUCUCAGGGUGUGGGACAUGGUUGGAUUUACAAGGUUGGAUUUACAGCAGUGACGAAACCCAGCCUCAUGGUGGCUGGGCACACAGUUAUUGUAUCCUUGUGAGACAGGCAUUUGUAUGGAAAGGAGUUAUAUGGGAUGUGCCAUGCUGAAUGGCAGAGCAGAAAGUCACCAGGAAGGUUUCUCACAUCACUUUUGUGCAUGUAAUGGCUGACCCAAUUCUCAGGUUUCAGGCCUGCCUAGAAGUUGAUAGCUGUUCUUUACUUCUGAAAAGAAGGGUUUUACACUGGGGAGAGAUUUGUGCCAGACUGAGGGAGCUCUGAUGGACUGACUGACAGACCCAGUCCCCAUUGCAGCACAGCCAGAGGGAGAAAGGAGACGUGGAACAUCAGCAGCCAGCCUGGGCUCGCUGCUGCCAGCAGACAAAGGGCACUGGCCUGGCCACACUGGGAAUGGGAAAACCUUCUUUGGCACAAUCUGUGAACUAUCUGACUUUCCAAGGGAACAAAGCUGUCCCUGAAGAAGGACAAGCAGCAGAUCUUUGCCUUGUUACCCACAAUAAGUUUGAAAUGUAAAGCUUAUCUGCUGUAAAGGCCAGUUGUGUCUUCUGUAUUCAUCUGUUCUCUGUCUUAUAACCAUAAAAGAAGAGAAAGCAAACAAAUACACAGGCAAAAUGUUUCACCUUUGUGUUUCCAAUUGCUACAGGUAUCUCAGCUGACAAGAUAGCAGAGCUUCCACUUCUACUUUGUCAGACCAGUGCCCAUGAAGAUGCUUAUAGCUGACUUUUGGCCUAACUCUUGCAAUACAUUUUUGAACUUUGCUUUGUUGUUUGACUUGAAAGAUCCACCAGUGUUUAUUUUCACAUCCCUUGCUAGGGGUAGCUCUCUGAUAGAUGGUGAUCAUCCGGGUUACAUACAUUUGGAAACCAUGAAAAUAACUCAGGUCAUUAUCCAGAUAAGUUUUUCUUCUUUGGUAGAAGUGGAGAAAAUCAAAUGAAUGUUGUUUUUUUUUUUAACCACAAGUGAUUGUUGUGGUAGGGAGGGGGGAGCUGAACAUGAUAUUUUAAUUUUUUUUCCUCUUUUCAGAAGUUUAUUUGAUAUGGGCAAUAUAUUUCUUUAGUAUUUCUUCCUCUGGAAGGAAACUAUAUAUAUUUGUAAUCUAUAGAUCAAUGGCGACAUGAAAUGUAUUUUGUCUUAUUUUCUGUCUUUACUUUUCUCAUUUAAAAAAUAAAAUAUGGAAGACAAAUUACUUCCCUUGAUAAUUAUCAAGGGACUUGUGGAGAAAAUAAGUAUGUGUAUAUACUAGAAGAGAAUUUGGCAACCAUUAAAAUAAAAAAAAUCAGAAUAUAGUUUUGGUGUAUGUGAUAUUUCCACAAGGAAAGAUCCUCACGCUGUGGUUUCAUGGUAGGCCUUGCAUCAUUUUCCAGUUGUGAGAAAAGACACUACUGUGAUAUUUCUAUAUAUUUAUGAAAAUAAGGAUUAUGUUACCAUCACUUUAAUCUUUUGGUUAGCUUUACUGAUGUGAGAAAUGGAGGGAGUUUCAAUGACACAGAAGCUUGGCUCUGUCUUGUGCUGGGGUCAGGCUGAGUAUUGUCACUGAGCCUGUGACAGGUCCCUGAUCCUUUAGUACCCAUGAAGCAGGAGGGGCAGUAGAGGCUUGCUUUAGUCACAGGUAGCCUCCAGAGAGAGGCCAGAUGUGGAUUAUGAUAAGGGAGCUGGUUCUGAUCACUCUGUCCCCAAUUGUCCUCCCCUUGUCAGCUCACCCCUGGUGCCCAGCCUGCAGCUGUGGCUGGCUCUGGAGCAGCUUGUGAGGAUGGGCAGAUUUCCCGAGCAAUUUUGUGCCAUUUGGACUGCUCAGAAGAACUCAGAGCACACGAGAGAGCGUGGCUUGCCUUUUUCACUGAAAGCUGGAGUACAGUGAUAUGAUCAGAGUGAGCCUGUUGUGUCUCUGGAAAGCUGCCUGUGCUGUGUGCUCAGUAGGAGACAGCUACUGUAGAUAAAAAUAGCCCCCAGCACUGGAGGUGGGACAGGAUCUGGCUGGAUGUAGUGCCUUUAACGUCCAAGGUGUCCCAAAGCACUGCACACUGCACUAGAUACUGGUGGUGUUCUGUGUCUGUAGGUAACAGAGCACAUCCUUUGCUUUCUACAAAGGCUCAUGCGUGGCAAGGAAUAUCAGAAUUUGGUCCACUGAGGGCAGUUUGGGACCAGGCUGCUGCAGGACUAUUCCUUACCCCUUUCAAGUGUGAUGGGAUUACCAGAAGCAGGCAAACUCUGCAGCAGUUAAAGGUGACACAUAUGUAUUGAAUCUGUGGAGCACUUGGGGGUCUGGAUUAGUACAGCACAACUGUGCCUGCACUGGGCAGGGCCCAAAUUCCAGUGUGCAGCUGGGAGUCCACUAAGAUGAUGUGUAAAGCACUUCAAUUUAUUGAAAGCAUCUGUUCAGUGGCUGUGCCUGUUAAUGUGUGUAUAUUACUAUAUAUAUGUAUAUUUAUAAAGAUCAGUAUGCAUGUAUAUAGGUGCACAUACAUGUGCAAACACACUUGAAAUUGUGCCAUUUGAAUGACAAAGUCCCUAGGGAUGCUCAGCUCCUGAGAUUGCUGGACUGACAAAAUGUCAUUUUCCAUUUUAGUUUGUUAUUAAAGAGAACCUUUUUCAGUAGAACUGAGGAGCUUCUGAAUUGUUCCAUUGUACUGGUUUUACUAUCUCAUUUUGGAGUUAAAU